UGGUGUCAGGAAACACGAGAAAAAAAUUGUAAACUGUUAGUGUCCAGUCUCAGCACAGAUGCUCAGCAGUCAAAAUUCUCCAUCUGGGACUAUCCUGAUUAUCAAUUCUUCACUGUCACCAUGACUGCACUCACGGUGAGAGACUCGGGUCCUUAUUUCUGUGGGGUCGCUGAAAAUCGCAGAACGAUCUUUAUUCUCAGAAACAUCUACCUGAAGGUGUCAAAAGCUCCAACCCCACCCACGGCCUCCUGGAGGACAACAGCCUUGGCCUCUGCCACCAGCUCUGUCACUGGCAGCCCUCCAGAUAACUGGAUGUGGAAGGUCAUCAUUGCUGGUGUGGUAGUGGCCAUCCUGCUACUGCUUGGACUUGUGGUCCUUGUCAUCCUGUACCUCAGGAAGGCUCGACGAAGAGCCCAGAAAGCUGAGAACGAAUGUCACCAUAUUUAUGAAGACUUUCCAGGCCAGCAGGAGGAAACCACUAUAAGUAGGAAGGACUCCUCUCUGGGACCUAAGGCCUUCAGUCAGCAGACCCUCUCCAGUGAGGACGCUGAGAUCAUCUGCUAUGCCUCCCUCAUCCACCUCAACCACGUGAGCCCUCAGGACUCUGUCUCUAGCAACACCCAGCCCUACCCGAAGCCCUCGCCUGACCCCCUUCUGUCUGUGGAAUAUGCUAGCAUCUCUAGAAACAGACUCCAGUCUUCCACGGCUCCCCAAGAGGUGGAGACCAGGAACUGAGGCUGAGCGCACAGGGCAGAGCAUGUAGGCAUAAAGGCACGUCCCAGCAGAGGAGGAACUUCCUACAGCAUAGAUGGUCUCAGAAUUUUGGGGCCACACUUUCUUCAAGGA
Peromyscus maniculatus bairdii (prairie deer mouse) is the source of this 846-nucleotide messenger RNA. The record is from RefSeq and is a predicted model, not a curated record. NCBI's taxonomy places the organism in Eukaryota, Metazoa, Chordata, Mammalia, Rodentia, Cricetidae.